This is a messenger RNA of Macrosiphum euphorbiae (potato aphid), 369 nucleotides long. NCBI's taxonomy places the organism in Eukaryota, Metazoa, Arthropoda, Insecta, Hemiptera, Aphididae. The record is from the annotation of a GenBank genome assembly.
AUGGAUAUAACAAUUAUUUUAUCGGAAAGAGGCAAAGAAUUGGCCCUAGUUAAUUUAUACAAGUAUAAAUUAAUUGGAGAGCGAAAAAAAGACAAUCUUUUGAGAUGGAGGUGUACUAAUAAUAAAUGUUCGGCAAUAAUGUUCUCGGGUUUAGAUAAACGUAAAGUGAUUGAAACUGCUGGACAACAUAAUCACGAUAAAAAUUCUAUUGAGAAAAUAGAAACACAAGUUUUAAGAGAAAAUUGCAAAAGAAAAGCUGAAGAAUCAAUUUCCACACGGCCACUUAAAAUUAUUCGCACCGAACUUUUAAAUUCUUCUUCAACAUCAAAUUUAAACAAUCAAAAUGUUUUGAUUUUAUUAUUUUCAUAA